UUUCUUGUGUUUUUCUCAUCCGGCUUCUCACUCACACUCUCUCGCUCAGCAGAGGCUCAGAGAAAGAGACGCCAAAAAAAGAAGAAGGGGGAAAAAAAGAUGGAGAGGAAGCAGGGAGAGGUGGACCACCUGGAGCGCCCGAGCCCACUGACUGACAAGGAGAGGGUGAUGAUCCAGGACUCGUGGGCGAAAGUCUACCAGAACUGUGAGGAGGUCGGGGUUGCCAUACUGGUCAGACUGUUUGUGAACUUCCCUUCAUCCAAGCUAUACUUCAGCCAGUUCAAGCACAUCGAGGACACGGAGGAGCUGGAGCAUAGUUCCCAGCUCAGAAAACAUGCCCAGAGAGUCAUGAACGCCCUUAACACGUUGGUGGAGAAUAUCGACGACUCAGAAAAGGUGGCCUCGGUGCUGAAGCUGGUUGGCAAAGCCCACGCACUCAAACACAAGGUGGAUCCAGUGUACUUCAAGAUCCUGAGCGGAGUGAUUCUGGAAAUCCUGGGAGAAGAGUAUCCAGAGGUUGUGACGCCAGAGGUGGGCGCAGCAUGGACCAAGCUCCUAGCUACCGUCUGCUCUGGCCUCAAAGCCGUCUACGAGGAAGUGGGCUGGACUCAACAAUCGACCUCCAGCGGCUGAAACCCGUAGAUUAGCACACCUCCAACGGGGAUCUUUGUUAUCACUUUGCAGCUUUAUGCAACAGCAAUCAAGAUGACUGUAAUAUGACAAUGCAGUUUGUUGUUAUCUAUGAUAAUCAUGGACAAUGUAAAAUACAUAUUACAUAAACAAAUAUAGGAACACGUACUUUUUAUAGCUAGCUUUGUGUUUGUGAGAGAAAGAGAGCGCCCCUUCCCCGUGAUUGUUCUCUUUCAAAGACUAACCCGCUUCGGAUGCAGAAAAGAGAAAGGAAAAUAUUAACAGGAGACGGAGCGGUAGAUGAGAGGUCACAUUUGACUUGGGUGUGCCUUCUAUUAAAUGUGUCCAUGUAGAAACUGAAAUGUAAACAGGAUUCUUUCGAAAUGUUUUACAGAUGUUCCCUCUUUUCACUUACUCAUGUCGAUUUUGUUAUGUGCUAUGAAUACUGGAGGAUUUCGACAUUUUCAACAAUAAUGCUGAUGAUUGUACUUUUUUUCCGCCCCCCCCCUCAUUGAAACUGACAUUUGUAUGUGUUAUUGAAGAUACUUUGAAGUAAACAGACAACAGAAAACCUUCUGAUUAAAACUCA
Poecilia reticulata (guppy) is the source of this 1219-nucleotide messenger RNA. RefSeq names its product cytoglobin-1-like. Gene Ontology annotation, molecular function: oxidoreductase activity; heme binding; iron ion binding. The record is from RefSeq and is a predicted model, not a curated record. Lineage: Eukaryota; Metazoa; Chordata; Actinopteri; Cyprinodontiformes; Poeciliidae. Gene Ontology annotation, biological process: oxygen transport.